AGAGGCGGCGGGCAGAGUUAGUCUGGUGUGGCUUCUGAAUCCAGUCGGACCUCGUCCGAAGCAACAGUUACACAUCGUGCUCAACUAACUGGGGUACCCCCUCAACUCGGGAUUCCCACCAAUCUCACCGAUAGACAACAGUACUUAAAAUAAUUGCGCCCAAUUUGCAUAUCCAACGAAAUACGAAUAACAGGCAUUACAUUCCGGUUGACAUUGCAAUUUGCUAAUCCACUUGUGGUGCAUUAAACUAGAUUAGCAGUGCAUUCCAAUCGAUGCUACAAGAAUUAAAUCACAGCCCACGUUCGAACCGAGGAGUCCAGCAGCAGUGAGUCCAGAGUCCUUAUGUCGAUAUGUGGGAAACCAUCGAGAUUGAAAUGGCAGCGACAUUACACUGGUUGCCGGGCAUAAUGUGAGGUGGAUGUUGCAGAUAUUCUUCUUGUGCAGCAGCCAUGAGGUGAGAGAGUGAAAAUAGAACAAAAGGGAAUGCCAUGGUUUAGCAGCUCACCCAGUUGCAUCCACCCGUCGUUCCUCGUUGCCGUGUGACACUUGGCAUUUGGAGAAAGUUACCUGUGCGGAUUGUACCAAGAAAAAGUGGGGCUCGGUAUUGUUAUGCCGUGCCGGUAAUGGUAGUCUUCCUUCGUAUAAUCAAGAGUAGCUGUAUCUUCACACACCCACCAUGAAGAAAGUAGUGGCUGAGAAAAUCCAGCAAUUCCUGCCUUCCAACCGAGAAACCUUCCGCCAGCAGAGUUUGAUAGUCUUCAAUAAGCUGAUCAGAACCAAGAACCUCGCAUCACUCCAAGAAGAUCCCAUACACGGUGGAUUAGGGGGCGGGAAGGAGCCUGGGUCUCUCCAAAAAUGUCUUACUACGCUGGACUUGACGAGCCUGGGGGUGGGGAGUUGCGUUGGGACCGGCAUGUACCUUGUUGCAGGAAUGGUCGCCAAAAAUAUUGCAGGCCCAGGAGUAAUAUUUUCGUUCAUCAUAGCAGCAGUUGCCUCAAUUUUUUCUGGAGCUUGCUAUGCGGAGUUUGGUGUUAGGGUGCCGAAAACGACAGGCUCGGCUUAUGUGUAUUCCUACGUGACCGUCGGAGAGUUUAUUGCUUUUGUCAUUGGGUGGAACUUGGUGUUGGAAUAUCUAAUUGGCACCUCUGCGUGUGCUUGUGCCCUAAGCGCCUGUUUUGAUGCGAUUAGCAGUGGAGCAAUUACUGAAAAAUUGGCAAACUCUAUCGGCACAUUUCAUGGUCGCCCACCAGAUGUGCUUGCUUUCUUCAUAACAGUGUUAAUGAUGAUGGUCAUGAUUGCGGGAGUGCAAAAAUCAGUGAUCUUCAAUAAUAUUCUCAACGCUAUAAAUUUUUCUGCAUGGGUAUUUGUGAUGGUGGCUGGAUUAUUUUACGUUGAUUUCUCAAACUGGACAGACUAUGGUGGCGUUCUUCCGUAUGGCUGGUCUGGGGUAUUAAAGGGCUCGAGCGUCUGCUUCUAUGCGUUUAUUGGCUUUGAUAUAAUUGCCACGACAGGAGAAGAGGCGACCAACCCAAAAAAAUCUAUUCCAACUGCAAUCGUCGCGAGUUUAUUGGUUAUCGUAACCGCUUACGUAACCUCAUCUGCAAUGCUGACUCUAGUCGUGCCAUAUGACGAAGUAGCACAAGAAUCAGCGUUGGUCGAAAUGUUUGGUCAAGUUGGAGCUUAUAGAUGCCAAUUUGUGGUCGCAAUUGGGGCCUUGGCAGGGCUGACCGUCUCCAUGUUUGGUUCAAUGUUUCCCAUGCCUCGUAUCGUCUAUGCGAUGGCAAAAGAUGGUCUAAUUUUUACUUGGCUAUCCGAAAUCUGGAGUUUGACAGGGACGCCAGCCGUUGCCACAGUUGUGCUCGGACUUAUGGCUGCUCUCGCUGCUUUGAUUAUACAGUUGGAGGUACUUGUCGAGAUGAUGAGCAUCGGAACAUUAUUGGCGUACACUUUAGUAGCCAGUUGCGUUUUGCUGUUGAGGUAUCAGCCGACGUCGACGACAUUAGUUGACCUUUUGCCUGAGUCCAUCAGAACCCCACUGCCAGGGUCGCCCAUGGCAGGUUCUCCGACAGAAGGUGGAACUCCCACCAAAGACUAUGGAGCAUCCCUCUUUCUCCAAAAUCAAAACGACCUUUGGGGAGACAAACCCAAUGGUCCCCAAGCCUCCAGCCAGCAGCAGCGACUGAGUCUCUCUCUGGGCAUGGGAACAAACCCGUUCUCCUCGAGUAGUACUCAACCCUCGGUCGGAGGGCCUGUGCUGGUUCGGAAAGUAACCCGCAAUUCUCCCGAUUCGGAUGACACUGACACCAUCGGAGACGCUGAGACGGACGACGCUUUUCUAAUGUCAGACAGAAAUGAAUCCAGAUAUUACGGUUCAGUCCAUGCAGGCGGACCUCCCAAAUUAAGUCGUUGGGAAAAACAAAUGAGAUUAUUACAAUACAUGUUUCCUAAACUUUUUCCCUGGCAAGAACCUGGACCAUGUACUGAAGAAAGUGGACGUCUGGUCACCAAACUGGCUGGCCUCAUGUUUCUACAAAUUGUUUGCUUUGACCUUCUAUUGGUGGCUUACGUAGGAAGCAAUGGCUUUUGGGGAAGUGUGGCUGGCUUCCUUUUGCUCGCGUUAUUUGCAGGCAUCAUGUAUUGUCUUUUAACAAUUUCAAGGAAGCCGCAAAACAAUAAACAACUGCUUUUUAUGACGCCCGCACUUCCGUUCGUGCCGGCUGUUGCUGUGAUGGUCAAUUUUUACUUAAUUUUAAAGUUAUCAAUUUUAACUCUGGUUAGAUUCACAAUUUGGAUGACCUUAGGGUUGAUAAUGUAUUUUAAAUACGGGAUCAAAAAUAGUGCACUAGAAAUAAAAGAAGAUGCAGGUGUGGAGCUAACGGUGGCUGGAAGUCCUUCAGCCGAUUCUAUCAGGGGCAUCAAAACCACAAGUCUCAAUCGAUAAGCGUGCAAAAAAUGAAAACUUUUCUAUAAAUUCAAAUUUACAAAGAUUUCCAUUAAAAAUCGAAGUUGUUAAUUUAAUUACUUUAUAUUCUACUCUUAAAGUUCAAUUUCGUUGGCCCAGCUCGAUGUAGAACUCAUUGUGUCAAAAUUUGAAUUCGUUUGUCUUCCUUUCUAAAUAAGUAUAUUUCCAUCUUUUCGGUUUAUCUUUAUGUAUGGAUAUUCUAUUCUGCGGUCCACAUUUGUACGGAUUUUAUAUUGUUCGGCCUACAAAUUUUUUUACAUAUUUACAUUUUAAUUGAGCUUCAGAGAAUACAGCCAAUGUAUUUAAUGAAUUGCUGUAUUAAAUGAAAUAGUACACGGAGAUCAGCGAGAGAGAAUAUGAGAUGGCUAACAAAAUACAUCGAGAUAAAUACUUAUUAGCUGCCACAAUUAGACCAAAGUAGUAAAUUAAAUAUUAGCGAGUUCUCUACUAAAAGAUAGUUUCCGACUGUUGUACAGAGAGUGAAUCAAGAUACAAAACUCACUUUUGUUUAUUUUUCUACAGCUUUAUUUUUCGUUUGUGAAUUUUAUAAAUUGCUUCAAUGGGUAGCCCAUUAGUUUGUCUAACGAGGUGCAAUCGCUUUUUCUACGCCAUUAUCACCUUUGACACUUUUUUGGAGUGAUUUUGUUCUACCCGUUUUGAAAAGUUUUCCAAAACCCACUUAGCGCCCGAGCCGUCAGCUUGAAAAUCUCUGCUUCAAGUACUCAAAUCUAAAAUAAUCCAUCCGAAUAAUGUCAUGCGACUCGCCAAGAGUAAUUGCAGUUAAAAAUUUAUUUCUGGAAAAUAAGUUUUCAUGCAGUUAUCGCGAAUUUGCUUCGAAAAACGUGAUGUAAGACGGCGUGGGGGCGUACAGCGGGUCCUCCUCCGCGUUAAUAUAUUUAGGUCAAAGUGACUGAUCCUAAAAACUAUUGCCUGACUCACCCCCAACAUUUUGCAUACUUUUCUGUGGUGACGGAUGUUCCUUAUUGAUGAAAUUUGCAAUCUAGUAUAACUCAUGCUCGAUCCUGACUGAUCUUGAACGCCACUUUGGUGGAGGUGGAACUCCAGCCAAUGAUUUCUGCCUCUUUAUGAUAGUGCCAUUUAAUACAAUGGAAACAUGGCUUUGACUGGUACUUGAAUUCAGUUGUCGCCAGUUUCUUAAAAAAAAUUUAUGGUACAAUUCAUCUUUGGAAAACUCUUUUACGGCUACCUCGCACUCCGUGGGGGGAGUGGGGGCAUGUUGCUGCACAGAACUAAGAGUGAUUUUGCAAACUGUUCCUUGACUAUCUGGGUACGACACGUGCAAAUUUCAAUAAUCCCAAGUGUCUCUAACACUUGUUAUCUCAAAAAUAAAAGUGAGUUUUGUAUCUUGAUUCACGCUCUGUACAUAUAAUAAGUCAUAUUUAUUGUAAUUUCAAGUUCUAUGUGAUGUGAAAGGAAUAUGUUGAUUGUUCCAUAGUGAUACUGUUUCAUCGUCUUUACUUUCACUUUCAAAUACAUAAUGUUCCGUUGAGUUCCCUCAUUAACUAGGAUAAUAUACUCCACAAAGAAAGUGACGUUGAUCGUUGCAUAAUAUAAUGAUCAUUAUUACCUCGUUUUAACGAUACGUUCCUCUAAAACCAAAGACUUUACAAAUAUUUUGCCACCAUUAUGUGUUAUUUACAUAUCAAAACCAAUUUCAAUAUUAACAAUCAAAUUCAGCAAUCAUUAAUUUGUGUGGUCCACUGCGAUUUACAGAAGAGAAGCACAAAUCUCAUAUGAAAUAAUUUGACCAAAAAUACAUAUUUACGACUGAGUUAGAACUUUUGUUAAUACAUUGUUGUCAACUCUGUUGAUUGUAAACUUAAAAGGCUGGAUGAUAUUUCCGAGUUGAUAAUCGUAUGUUAUAGAUUUAGAAAAAUUCAAAUGUCUGUCCGUUUGUAAAACUUUCUCUACACUUCAACAGUUAAGCUAAUUCUAAGUACACAUGUGUGAAGCACAACCUACUCAUCUCUGGCACUGUCAAUUAUGUAUAUUAAUUUUUAUUAUACUGUAAACUAUGUAUGUAGCUCGUUCAAAAUUUAAAAAUUCUAUGAUAAGCCUUUUCCAUAUGUGUGCAUACGUAAAGUAAAAUAUGUAAGCAAACUCCUUUUGCCAAGACAUGUAUUUAUUAGUCCUCCAAAUAUAGAUGACAUAUUAGUAGCACUAUGUAAAGUAGCGCAAUUAGCAGGUAGUCCUACAGUAGAAUGAAGUUCAACUAGUUUAAGCUCUAUAAAUUAGUGAAAAAUAUUAUAAUAAAGAAAUGCAACAUCGAAUUGAAAAGA
This is a messenger RNA of Folsomia candida, 5262 nucleotides long. Its product is annotated as probable cationic amino acid transporter. Gene Ontology annotation, molecular function: amino acid transmembrane transporter activity. The coding region runs from base 677 to 2941 and encodes 754 amino acids. Gene Ontology annotation, cellular component: plasma membrane. Gene Ontology annotation, biological process: transmembrane transport; amino acid transport. NCBI's taxonomy places the organism in Eukaryota, Metazoa, Arthropoda, Collembola, Entomobryomorpha, Isotomidae. The record is from RefSeq and is a predicted model, not a curated record. The transcript is spliced from 19 exons.